ACGAGUUGGUAUAGAUUUAUGUAAAUGAAGUAUGUAGUGGGUUCCACUUUUUGGAUCCGACUCUAUAUAAAAAAUGUUCCGUUCGCAUCCUCCGUUACGCGGACUAGGCACUUCACGCGACAUCAUAUAAUUGUGCAUUUGCUUUAUUAUUAAUUAUCAAGGUUUAAACCAAAAAAAAAAGUACUGUUGAUCAUCAUCUUCAAGAAUCUGCAACUCAGGUAAAAUACCUCACAAUGAUGGAGUGAAGAAGUCAAUUUAACAUAGAUAGACUUGCCUAAGAGAGACAAUACAGAUAAACAGAGAUUGUCAAAAGAUUUAUGCCGCAACAGCAAGCUAUGUAGAGGCCAAUCUGCUAAACUUGUUUUCAACAAUGGGUUGUUUGGCACUCUGGUUUUACCAAUCUCCAAUCACCAAACCAUCCUCUCUCUUGAUGAUCAACAUUUUAUUUUUACUAAUCAUCCCCUUUACAGCUCCAUUGUCCUUCAACUUCAGCAGCUUCAGUCCAGAUGACUCUAACAUAACAUAUGAGAGAGCUUAUGCAGAAAACAAUGCCAUCCAACUCACCAAAAACAUUGCAAACAUCGGCCGAGCCUCAUAUGCCAGACCUAUGCAGCUUUGGGAUAAGGCCUCAAGAAAUCUCACUGACUUCACCACCCACUUUUCCUUCAUCAUUGAUUCCCAAAACAGAACAGCAUAUGGUGAUGGAAUCGCAUUCUUCCUUGCGCCCGAAGGUUCCAGAAUUCCUGAUGGGGUGACAAAAGGCGGCACUCUUGGCCUCACAAAGGACAACCAGACAUUGAACUCAACAGACAAUGCAUUUGUCGCUGUGGAGUUCGAUAUAUAUCAGAACCUUUGGGACCCAGUACAUGAUCAUGUAGGUAUUGAUAUCAACUCUAUGAAAUCAGUUGCUAAUGUUACAUGGUUGAGUAAUGUUCAAGAUGGGAAGCAAAAUGAAGCUUGGAUUAGUUAUGAUUCUAGUUCGAAAAAUCUUAGUGUUGUUUUCACUGGUUUUAGCGGUAAUGACACUGUCCUACAAGGCCUUUCUCAUAUAGUUGAUCUGAGAGAUUACUUGCCAGAAACAGUCAUUUUUGGCUUUUCAGCUGCAACAGGAAAUGCAUCAGCAACGCAAAGCAUCCAGUCAUGGAAUUUUAGUUCAACUCUACAAAUUGAUGUAAAUGGAACUGCACCAAGCGUUAGUCCUCCUGACCACAAUCCAAGUAAAGGCAACAUGGGACUGGUGGUUGGAAUUGUUGUGGGCGGAAUUGUUUUUUUGAUUUGUGGGUUGGGUUUGGUUUUGUUUGCCUGUUGGAAGAAGAGGAACAGAGGAGAAAGUGAAGAUGACCCUAACUUUGAGGUCACCAUAGAUGAUGAAUUUGAGAGAGGAGCAGGACCAAAGAGAUUUUCAUACAACGAGUUGGCUCGUGCAACAAAUAAUUUCGACAAACAAGAGAAACUUGGAGAGGGAGGGUUUGGCGGGGUUUAUAGAGGUUUCUUGAAGGAAUUGAAUUCCUAUGUUGCUGUGAAGAGGAUAUCAAGGGGUUCAAAACAAGGGCUAAAAGAGUAUGCCUCAGAAGUGAAGAUCAUUAGUCGUUUGCGGCAUAGGAAUUUGGUGCAACUCCUUGGUUGGUGUCAUGAAAAACGAGAACUCCUCCUUGUUUAUGAGUUCAUGCCGAAUGGCAGCUUAGAUUCCCAUCUCUUUGAGGAAAAAAGCUUGUUGACAUGGGCAGUGAGAUACACAAUUGCUCGAGGCUUGGCCUCAGCAUUGCUAUACUUGCAUGAAGAAUGGGAACAAUGCGUGGUGCAUAGGGAUAUAAAGUCAAGUAAUGUCAUGUUAGAUUCAAAUUUCAAUGCCAAACUAGGAGAUUUUGGGUUAGCUAGGUUUGUUGAUCACGAAAAAGGAUCGCAGACGACAGCCUUGGCUGGAACCAUGGGAUACAUGGCACCUGAAUAUAUUGUCACAGGAAAGGCUAGCAAAGAAUCAGAUGUCUACAGCUUUGGGGUCGUAGCAUUGGAAAUAGCAUGUGGGAGAAAACCCAUCAAACACAAUGUCCAAGAGAGUCAGAUAAUCAUGGUUGAGUGGGUUUGGGACCUCUAUGGAAUGGGAAAGCUUCUUGAAGCAGCUGAUCUGAAACUAUGUGGAGAGUUCAAUGAGCAAGAAAUGGAACGCUUGAUGGUUAUCGGGCUGUGGUGUGCUCAUCCCGAUAGCAAGCUUCGGCCUUCGAUUAGGCAAGCAAUUCAAGUUCUUAAUUUGGAAGCUUCAUUGCCCAGUCUUCCAUUGGAGAUGCCAGUGGCAACAUACUUGCCUCCUUCAAUGUUCAAAACUGCAUUUUCAGUGUCUAGUGAUGCCCCUACUUCUGGAAGCAGCCUAUACACUGAUUCCACAAAGUUCACCACUACCUCUGCAGCUGCUGCUUCUUCAUCAGCAUCACUCCCUGUACAUGCCAUAUAUUGAUUCUUCAAUUUUCUAGCUCAAGAUUUUCAUGUAUGAAGUAUUUUUUUUUUUUUUGGUAGGCGUAUUGAACCAUGGAAAUUAAUUUUUACUUUGUAGUCUUCAACCUAUAGGUCAGGUUUGACUAUAUAUAUACAUUUUUAAAGUAUUCGAUCUUUCUAUUAUGUAGAAAAUUUAUUUUCAAA
Molecule: messenger RNA, 2634 nt
Organism: Camellia sinensis
Lineage: Eukaryota; Viridiplantae; Streptophyta; Magnoliopsida; Ericales; Theaceae
Product: L-type lectin-domain containing receptor kinase IX.1
Biological process (GO): protein phosphorylation
Molecular function (GO): protein kinase activity; carbohydrate binding; ATP binding
Source: RefSeq, a predicted model, not a curated record